Anneissia japonica is the source of this 718-nucleotide messenger RNA. RefSeq names its product basement membrane proteoglycan-like. NCBI's taxonomy places the organism in Eukaryota, Metazoa, Echinodermata, Crinoidea, Comatulida, Comatulidae. The annotation marks the transcript as partial. The transcript has 2 exons. The record is from RefSeq and is a predicted model, not a curated record.
GGUAAUUUCCAGUACACCUUGGGUGGUGGGCAGGUCACUCGUGAAGACCUUAUGAUGGUGCUGGCGAACCUAAGGAUGUUACAGAUCCGAGCACAGUACCACAUUUCAAUGGAAUACUCAAGUCUGAUGAAUGUUUCUCUAGACAUAGCUGCAGACCAAGGUGUUGAGAAGGUGCUGACAGUGGAGGAAUGCAACUGUCCCAUUGGCUAUGUCGGGCUGUCAUGCCAGGUCAGAGGCCAUGUGCUAAUUGCAGUGAUUCCCAACCUAUUUGUAUUCGCAGGCCCCUUGGGACAUGUUAAAAGUCUUCAACAGACAUGCAGUUCUAAGUUUACUUAUGGUCAAUGUCUAGUGGACCCCCGGCUGACUCUUUUGACUUGGCAGACCCCAAUAUUUUGGGGCCUGUGAACCCUGGGUUUGAAACCACUGUGCAAUUGCAUUUUAUACUAAAUACUCAAACUACAAAUUUAUUUCAAUCAAUCCUAUCAAUAGAUUGAAGUUUAACAAUAAUUAUAGUACUAACAUUUUUGGAAUACUCACUGAAUUGUAAUAAAGUGUUUGCUUACAUAUUGUUGUUAUCUAUUCUUUAUAAGUCAAUCGUGACAUCAUCACUGCAACUCCCAGUGUUAUUUGCCUAUUCCCCACUGUCCACUAAUUUUGUGGCUACUGAAAGUAGCUACUAUGUCAUCAAAUAGUUUGCCGAGGUAAGUGACUGAAUCUC